Messenger RNA from Prinia subflava (tawny-flanked prinia), 498 nucleotides. RefSeq names its product scale keratin-like. Bases 1 to 498 code for a protein of 165 amino acids. Lineage: Eukaryota; Metazoa; Chordata; Aves; Passeriformes; Cisticolidae. Gene Ontology annotation, molecular function: structural constituent of cytoskeleton. Gene Ontology annotation, cellular component: intermediate filament. The transcript has a single exon. The record is from RefSeq and is a predicted model, not a curated record.
AUGUCCUGCUACGACCUGUACCCCUCCUCUGCCUGCGGCGCUCUCCGGCCGCAGCCCCUGGCCGACAGCGGGAACGAGCCGUGCGUGCGGCAGUGCCCCGACUCCACCACCGUGAUCCAGCCUCCCGCCGUGGUGGUCACCUUCCCCGGGCCCAUCCUCAGCUCCUUCCCACAGGAUUCCGUGGUGGGAUCUGCUGGAGCGCCCGUCCUGGCGGCCUCGGGGGCCUCCCUGGGCUAUGGGGGCUACGGCUCCCUGGGCUAUGGGGGCUACGGCUCCCUGGGCUAUGGGGGUCUCUAUGGAUACGGGGGCUACGGCUCCCUGGGCUAUGGGGGUCUCUAUGGAUACGGGGGCUACGGCUCCCUGGGCUAUGGGGGUCUGGGGUCCUGCUGGGGGUCCCGGGGCCUGUACGGCUCUGGCAGAGGCUUUGGCUCUGGCUAUUGCAGCCCCUACUCCUCCUGGUACGGCCGCUACGGCCGCGGCUUCUGGGGCUCCUGCUAA